Molecule: messenger RNA, 7011 nt
Organism: Pyrus x bretschneideri (Chinese white pear)
Lineage: Eukaryota; Viridiplantae; Streptophyta; Magnoliopsida; Rosales; Rosaceae
Exons: 39
Coding region: 222-6662 (2146 amino acids)
Biological process (GO): maturation of SSU-rRNA from tricistronic rRNA transcript (SSU-rRNA, 5.8S rRNA, LSU-rRNA); positive regulation of transcription by RNA polymerase I
Cellular component (GO): 90S preribosome; small-subunit processome; t-UTP complex
Molecular function (GO): snoRNA binding
Source: RefSeq, a predicted model, not a curated record
UUUUCACAGUUCCUGCAAGUGAACGCAUUAACCGCCACCAUCACCCGCAAACUUUAAAAAGAACAAAAACCCUAAACCCUCCAGAGGCGCCUCUGAGAGUCAGUCACCGUCCCCAAACCAAAACCCUAAAACCUCUGGAGCCGUACGAAUAUUCCAUACAGAACUCCAUUGACUAAGUAUUCAUCAGCUUCUAGAGAGAGAAAGAAAGGAGAGAGAGAGACAUGGCGACCUCGAUUGCUGCUCAGCUAGAAGCCAUAAAAUCCGUGAUACAAGCCGACACGGAGCCGUCGGGGUCCAGCAAGAAGCCGUUCACCCGCCCUUCCAUUCUCUUCGACGCCAAAGAGGCCGCCGAUAUCGAUGUCCACACCAUUUUCUCCAUAGCACUCCAAGGUCUGGAGGUCCUUGUAAGCGUUGACGAGCGAUUUAGAAUCUAUAAGAAUGACUUGUUCAGCCAAAAAAGCAAAGAUUUGGAUAGAGAGUUGAUGGGCAUUGAGGACAAUAAUCGGAUUAAUGCUUCGAUUAGUUCGUACUUACGGUUACUCUCAGGACACUUUGAGCUGUCAUCAUCAAUCAAGACACUUGAGUACUUGAUACGCAGAUACAAGAUUCAUGUCUACAACUUUGAGGAAUUAAUUUUGUGUGGUUUGCCAUACCAUGACACCCACAUUUUUGUUCGAAUAGUUCAGUUGAUUAACUUGAGAAAUAGUAAAUGGAAAUUUCUGGACGGCGUAAAAGCUUCUGGUGCACCACCACCUAGAAACGUUAUAGUCCAGCAAUGUAUCCGUGAUAAGGGGGUUUUGGAGAUUUUAUGCAACUAUGCAUCCCCAUCAAAGAAGUAUCGCCCUUCAAGGACCGUGAUAAAAUUUUGCAUGGCAGUUGUUAUCGAGGUUUUGGGUUCUGCUACAUCCGUUGACAGUGAUGUUGUGAAGAGAAUCCUACCGCUUGUUGCUUCUGGACUUGAGUCAGGCACAAAAGGACAUCCAGAAAAUAAGGCCGGAGCCCUGAUGAUUGUUGGUUUGCUAGCAAGUAAAGUUACAUUAUCUCCCAAGCUUGUGAAGAGUUUGAUCAGGUCAAUUGCUGAAAUUGCUCGAGAGGAGGCAAAAGAGUCGGCUGAUCUUCAGUUGUUUCGCUUAUCACUUAUGACUUUGAUCAACCUUGUUCAGUUGCAAGCUGUGGAUAUGUUCCCAAUCAAGAGUUUGGAGAUUUUUAUGGGCAUUAGGGAUAUCGCUGGAAUACUUUUGGGACUGUUUAACGAGUUCAAUAUUGAUAGAUUCAUUUUGGUGCUUUUGGAUUCUCUGGUUGAUUACAGUUCGUCUAAUGAAUCAUGUCAGCUUGCUUUGAUCUCGGUAUUAGAGACAAUUCCUUCCAAGAGUUUUGUUCAACAUGUAGUUGCUAAGGUCUUAUCAUCCUGCUUGCAAAAUUCACAGAAAAUAACAAAUUCAACAUCAUCAAUAUCAGGAAGCUGGGUGAAGAAAAUCUUAAUUGUUCUUAGCAAGAAAUAUCCAUCUGAACUACAGGGAGCGGUUCAGAAAUUUCUUGAUGAAAAGAAUGUGCAAACGAAGAAAGGGGGCUCAGUAUAUGAAACUUUGGGUAAAAUGUUGGAUGGUAACUUGGACACGUCACUGGCUUUUUCGGAAUCAAAAAUUUGGUUUGGGUUGCAUCAUCCAAAGGCUGAUGUUCGUCGCCGUGUACUGUCUGCAUUGGGCACAUCAGUUGUCCUGGAAGCCAAGGCUACUAAUCCACAGAGUUUUGUAACCAUCCAAGAUGCCAUAUUGCGACAGCUUCAUGAUGAUGAUCUUACUGUUGUGCGGGCGGCUCUGUCUGUAGAGAAAUUGUCCACUAUAAUAAAUUCUUCCAAUCUUGUUGAAGCACUGGAUAAUGUUCUUAAAAGAUGUUUUAGUAUUCUGAUAUCAAGUUCGUUGGAGAACACCAGUCUAGCAUGUGAUGUUGCUGUUUUGUGCCUGAAUAAUGCUAGCUCUGAUAUCCAUGAUAAUGUUGACCAUUGCAAUAUACUUGCUGCCAUGAUAUUUCCUCUACUCCUUGUUCUGCCUAAGACACAAAGGUUAAAUUUGAAAGCUUUGGAAUUAGCUAAGGAGGUAAAAUGGCCACUUUUUGAGAAUCUUGCUGGCGCAGCUUCCAGUACAGCAAUUGCAUCACAACCAGGAAGGCUGUCCUCAAUUAACAUGGACACCAUUACUGGUCUGGCCAGCAAGUUCUUGUUGCACCCUGAAGAAUUUAUGCCGUGGCUUAUUAAUAAUGCUAAUGCCUUCGAGCCGUCAAGGACACUUUUUUUCUUGGUGAUGAUGCAGACACUUGUUAUUCAGAAGAACGAAUCUGAUGAAACUUUGGCCCUUUUCAAAAUUGGGUUUCCUGCACUAAAGACCGAAUGGGAAGCAUUUGAGUCUGUAGGUGAUAGCUCUAUAGAGGAGUUCGAUACAGAGUUGCUAAAUUGGGAUUGCAGAACGUUCCUUGAUAAGCUUGAUUCCAAUUUGAAAUCAUUAAAUGCAAAUAUUCUCCUAUGCCUAGUUUGGAAGUUAAUGAAGGCAUUUUUGUCCGUGAUGCCUGCAAAUGUCUCCGUGGAUGAUGAUAAGAAGUGGGUUAGCUGGCUUAGGGACUUGUUUGUCUUUUUUUCAGUUUCUAAAUUUAAGAAAGUUUUCAAAGAACACCGCCAUUACCUUGUCACAAAGUGCAAGGUCUCUGCUGUUUGCUUCUUGCCCAAGUUUUUCACAGAAGAAGAUGUUCCAGUUGCGGUCCAAGUUGAGAGUCUUAAUUGUUUUACAUAUAUCUGUCGUCAACCAGAAGUUAGAUUGCCAAUCCAACUUCUUGCGGAAUUUCCAUCUGUUCUUGUUCCAUUGGAUAGUUAUAAUCAGGAUAUAAGAAAUGCUGCCAUGAGCUGUAUUGAGGGGUUACUCACACUUUGGGCUCAUGUUGACUCUUCGAGCAAGAAAAAUGGAAACCAUGCAACUUGGAUACAUUUUCUUGGUAAGCUUUUGGACUUGGUGGUUCAGCAAAAAAGACUCAUCUUAUCAGACAAAAACUUUCUUCCUUCCCUUUUGGCCUCUUCGCUCAGCCCAUCCUACGAGAGCUUCAUGUCACCAAAGAAUAUUGAGCUAAGGGUUGAUCAAUCUACAAGAGAGAAGAUUCUUGCUUUCAUUUUAAAUUCCGCCCUGAAACUGCCUGAUUAUGCAAAGCUUUCAAUUUUAUCUUUGCUUAAAGGAAUGGGCAAUGCCAUUUUACAUGAUAGAGAGAUGAAGUCAUUUUUAUCACUGCUUUUGAAGAGACACAGUCAAGAUUGUGUCUCCAGCCGUAGUUUGUCAAAAACUGAAGUUCAGAUACUAUGCCAUCUACUGGAGAGUUGUGCUAUGCCUUCUUCAUCGGAUAAGCAUGUUUCAGAGGAUCAUUUGUUGGAGGCUUUGAAGUUGGAUGGUUUGGCUCCAGAAGACCCUGCUGUUAUACAGCCUUGUCUAACUGUUCUGCAGAAGCUUAACGGUCAAAUAUACAGUGGGCUAGAGACAGAAAUACAGGACCUUCUGUUUCGAAGACUUCUUUCUUUAUUUCGGAAUGCUAAUGGUGAUAUUCAAAACGAAACUAGAGCGGCGCUGCUGCGGUUAAAUAUUACCUGCUCUACUAUCAUUCGGACACUUGAUUACAUAGUUAAAGACAGAACUGGUACAGUGCAUGGAAAGAAGAAAAUGAAAUUAGUAGGUCAUCCGAAGUCCAGCCAGUCCCAUGAUUUGUCAUGUAAUGGAGAAAAUGCGCUCUCUCUCCUUGGAUCCCUCCUUGAAGUUUUGCUAUUUAAGAAAGACAUAGAGAACAGGGAUUCUCUUUUGGGGUCACUAUUUAAACUUCUUUCCAAAACAUUUUCUGAUGAGUGGGUAGACGGUGUUCUUGACCAGGAUGAAAAGUGUAUUCAAGUCCCUUCUAGCAAUUCUGACUCUUUGUCAAGCACAAUAAGUUCCAUACAACAGACAUUGCUGAUAAUCCUAGAAGAUAUUUGUUCUUCUCUAACACAUUCAGUUUCAUUGGGGGAUGACAUAUUACAUGAGAUUGAUGUCAAAAUGUUGGUUGAAUGCGCCCAUUCUGCAAAAGAUGGAGUUACUCGCAACCAUGUAUUUUCACUGAUUUCAUCUAUCACAAAGAUUAUUCCGGAAAAAGUUUUGGAGCAUAUACUGGAUAUUUUUACUGUUAUUGGUGAAGCAGCAGUCACACAGAUUGACAGCCAUUCACAGCGUGUGUUUGAGGAUCUUAUAUCUACAGUUGUUCCAUGCUGGUCAUCUGGGUCAGGCAACAAUGACAAAUUGCUCCAGAUUUUUAUCAAUGUAUUGCCUGAAGUUGCCGAGCAUAGAAGGCUAUCGAUCAUUGUAUACCUACUGAGGACCUUGGGAGAGGCAAAUAGUUUGGCUUCAUUACUUGUCCUUCUCUUCCGUUCAUUGGUUACACGAAAAGGAUUAUUUUGCUUUGAGAGCAUGCAUACUUCAGAUAGCUCCACAGCUUCAUUACAGAGAGAGUGGGAAUAUUCUCUGGGUCUUCAAAUAUGUGAGCAAUAUUCAUGCAUGAUAUGGCUUCCCCCUUUGGUUUUGAUGCUUAAACAAAUAGGAGCUGGUAUUCAGUCUCAAGAACUGUUUAUCGAAUUGUUAAUUGCUAUGCGAUUCACCUUAAACAAAUUGCAAGAUCCAGAAUUUGCCUUCAAGCUUGCAUCAAGGGAAGAUUCAGAAAAAAUUCAGGCUACGCUGGAAGAGCUCAUGGAGCAGGUUGUCUCUAUCCAGCAACUUGUGGAUGCAACAAGGAAGAAAAGGAGUAUCCAUGUUUCUGUUAGGAAAGAGUUGAAGGAGUGCAUGCAUGCUGUAUUAAGGACUAUUACAGUGGUCAUGAUGCCCCAGACACACUUCAGUGGUAUCACUAAGUUGCUUGGCCAUACAGAUAAAAAUGUGGCAAAGAAGGCACUUGGACUCUUGUGUGAAACAGUUAGGGAGCAUGACAUGGUCCGACCAAAGCAAAAACAUAAAUCCAUUUCCAGUGAUCGGUGGCAGCAUCUGGACGAGAAUUCUCUUGAAUCGUUUCACAGUAUGUGUUUGAAAAUUGUUCAGUUAGUUGAUGAUUCAUCAGAUGAUGUGGAAGUCUCCUUGAAGGUGGCAGCGGCUUUGGCUCUAGAAGUUCUGGCCCAUAGGUUUUCUUCUAAUCAUUCCAUCUUCAUUGAGUGUCUACCAUAUGUAACAAAAAAUAUCAGUAUGCACGACUUGGCAGUGUCCUCUAGCUGCCUUCAAGCAACUGGUGCUUUGAUUAAUGUACUCGGGCACAGGGCACUAUCUGAGCUUCCUCACAUAAUGGAAAACUUGAUUAGGAUUUCUCGCAAAAUAUUUUUAUCUUCAGAUAUGAAAACCAUAUCUGGUGUGGGUGGCACGGAUAUUGCGUUACAAAUACCAAAGGAAUCUCUUAUUUUAUCUAUUCUAGUCACUUUGGAAGCUGUUGUAGUUAAGCUAGGAGGUUUCUUGAACCCCUAUCUUGAAGAAAUUACAAGAAUUAUGGUGCUUGAUCUUGAUUAUGCGUCAGGGUCUGAUCCGAAACUGAAAAUGAAAGCUGACUCAGUUCGAAGGCUCAUCACUGAGAAUAUCCCUGUUCGACUUGCCCUACCGCCCUUGCUGAAAAUAUACUCUAGUACGGUUGAGUCUGGUGAUUCGAGCUUAGCAGUUUAUUUUGGAAUGCUGGAAAACAUGAUUGGUAGAAUGGAUAGAUCAUCUGUUAGUGGUUACCAUGCUAAGAUUUUUGACCUCUGCUUGCUUGCUCUUGAUCUACGUCGCCAACAUCCUGCAUCUGUUCAGAAAAUUGAUGAUGUAGAGAAGAUUGUGUUCAAUGCAAUGAUUGCUCUCACUAUGAAACUCACUGAGAGCCUGUUCAAGCCUCUUUUCAUUAGGAGUAUUGAUUGGGCAGAGUCAGAUGUGGAAGAUAUUGCAAGUGUGGGAAAUAUACCUAGGGCUAUAUCUUUCUAUGGUCUGGUAAAUAAACUUGUUGAGAACCAUCGAUCUCUUUUUGUUCCUUACUUCAAAUACUUGGUGGAGGGUUGUGUGCGUUACCUUACUGUUGCUGGAGAUGUGAAUACUUCUGGUUCAACACGAAAAAAGAAGGCUAAAAUUCAGGAAGGGAAGGACAACAGUAUAUUGCUUGGCAACUGGCAUCUCAGGGCUUUGGUGUUAUCGUCUUUACACAAGUGUUUUCUCUAUGAUACUGGAAGCCUGAAGUUUUUGGACUCUUCAAAUUUUCAGGUUCUACUGAAACCCAUUGUUUCACAGCUCGUCGCUGAACCACCAUCGUCUCUAGAAGAGCAUCCAGACAUACCAUCCGUGGAGGAAGUUGAUAAUUUAUUGGUGGUUUGUAUUGGUCAAAUGGCUGUGACUGCAGGAAGUGACCUUUUAUGGAAGCCCUUGAAUUAUGAGGUGCUGAUGCAGACACGCAGUGACAAGGUACGGACCCGAAUUUUGGGCCUGAGAAUUGUUAAGUAUCUAUUGGAGCAUCUGAGAGAAGAAUAUCUGGUAUUCCUGCCCGAGACCAUUCCGAUCUUGGGAGAACUGCUCGAGGAUGUGGAGCUCCCUGUUAAGUCUCUUGCGCAGUCGAUUCUCAAGGAUAUGGAGACCAUGAGUGGUGAAAGCCUCAGAGAGUACCUGUGAAUGCAAUUCAUCCGCUGACGUUGGCCGAGCUUUUCUGUAUCCCAGUGGUCGUUUUGCUCUGUUAAUGACGGCAACGCAGGCUCCCUCGUCUUAGGGAUUGGUUUAUGUGUGGUCCUAGCGGAACUGCAAAAAUUUUGAUCGUUUUGGUUUACGGAAUGGUUCGGACAGCGCCCGAAAUGUUUACCUUCGUUUCAUAGAGGGUGGUGUUGUGUACACAGACGCAGCCCCUAAGUUGGGCGUUUAAAUUUUGUAGUUUUAUUUGCAUAUAGUUUUCAAAGUUCGUAUUUGCUCCUUUGCAAUUCUGUUCGCAACCACAACAACGAAGCUAUAUCCACUAAGUGGAAUUCUG